Messenger RNA from Penicillium cataractarum, 351 nucleotides. RefSeq lists its product as uncharacterized. The record is from RefSeq and is a predicted model, not a curated record. The transcript is spliced from 7 exons. NCBI's taxonomy places the organism in Eukaryota, Fungi, Ascomycota, Eurotiomycetes, Eurotiales, Aspergillaceae. The coding region runs from base 1 to 351 and encodes 116 amino acids.
AUGCGUGAACUUGGGUGGCGACCCGAACAACUGUGGAACAUGCAAAAACAUUUGUCCUUCGGCGAACCCAAAUUGUUGUCUCGGAAAAUGUGUGAAUCUCAGCACCGAUCCGAAGAACUGUGGAUCGUGCACGUUUACUGUGUUGCCCAUUGGCGACACCGUCUUGUUGUGAUAACGUCUGUACGAACAUCAAUACUGAUCCAAACAACUGUGGAAAAUGUGGCCAGCACUGCUCCGGAACAUGCGCUGCCGCGAAAUGCAAUUGUCCAGCUCCGGAUCCACUCUGUCCUGCGACUGGAGACUGCUGCCCGGCCGGUCAUCUGUUUGCAAGCUUUUACUGAUGAAUACUGA